Suncus etruscus (white-toothed pygmy shrew) is the source of this 487-nucleotide messenger RNA. Its product is annotated as ubiquinol-cytochrome-c reductase complex assembly factor 2. The record is from RefSeq and is a predicted model, not a curated record. NCBI's taxonomy places the organism in Eukaryota, Metazoa, Chordata, Mammalia, Eulipotyphla, Soricidae. Bases 27 to 437 code for a protein of 136 amino acids. The transcript is spliced from 4 exons. Gene Ontology annotation, biological process: mitochondrial respiratory chain complex III assembly. Gene Ontology annotation, cellular component: mitochondrial matrix.
ACGGGCCGGGACUUCCGGGGCCCAAGAUGGCGGCCGCCCGCUACCGGCGUUUCCUUAAGCUCUGUGAGGAAUGGCCAGUGGACGAGACCAAACGGGGCCGGGACUUGGGUGCUUACCUGCGGAAGCGGGUAGCACAGGCCUUUCGGGAGGGAGAGAACACCCAGGUCCAGGAUCCUGAGGCCUGUGACCAGAUGUAUGAGAGCUUAGCGAGACUCCAUUCCAACUACUACAAACACAAGUACCCUCGGCCCAGAGACACGAGCUUCAGUGGCCUGUCCCUGGAAGAAUACAAGCUGAUCCUGUCCACAGACACCUUGGAAGAGUUUAAGGACAUGAACAAAGGCAUGUGGAAGAAACUGCAGGAAAAGUUCGCCUCCCGGAGUCCCGAGGAGAAGUACAAGGCCUGGACUCAGCCCUUAUCUCGCCCACGCACCUAAGCACAGCCCAUAUGUUGCAUCGGAAAUAAAACUGCCCUGAUUUCCUCGUC